CCCUAUUGCGAUCAACGCUAGUGGGUCUCCUGGUCAAUUAAUUGUUAUGAGACUGACCUAUCGCACCCCAUCGCUGCAGACAGACCCACCUUUGCCACUCAGGGCACUGGGCAGUGUUCAGGCUGAGGCGGUGCUGGACCCGAAAGACGCGAAGAUAACUCCGCCCCGGUCCGUGGAUACCUUCAUCAGGGCAUUGGUUAUUUCCACUCGCUGAUCCUGUUGCCUGGUUCGAAUCUGUCUUAUACCGUUGGAUGAUCCCGUCUCUUCCUUCGUUAUUCUUGUCGGUUUUCCUAUUUUUGGCAUCCGUCGGAUCCAUCUCCACCACGUCCACUGGGUCGGAAAUUGAACGCCUGACUACGCAAUCACAAGUGACACCGUGCGACCAUUGCCAAUAUCCAUGCAGGCAUAUUACUCCGGAGGACACAGACCAGACGCUGUCCUGCAAACACCCGAAUAUUCCAAAAAUAAUCAUGCGCCCCCGACGACUGUUUCUCGUUCUCCCUCUCAUCCUCCUCGUCCUCACCGGGGCUCUACUCUACCGCAAGUUCGCCCCUCAUUCUACCCGCGAGGUGUCCUGCGCCGACUGCCUCCGCUACUCACGUCAGAUCGAGACGAAGUUCCACCAUACACCCGAGAACAAGGACAAUACACAGUUCUUCCGCUACGCACUGGACAAGUCGUGUCGCGGGGUGGUGUUCCUCAGUGGGGCCUGCUCGAAGCUGCGCCGGGUGUUCCGGAACGAUGUGUCGCAGUUCAUGGGGCUGAUUCAGGAGGGGAAUGUUUAUGAAGCGUGCGAGGCGGCCAAGGCCUGUCCACUCAGAAAUCCUCCGGCGUAGUUAGUUCAUUAUAUCCACACAUACAUACGCAUGCAUAUAGCAUUGGGAUCGAGGCUGUAUACUUAUCCCCGAUUGAUUGUGAACAGCAUCAGUCAGGCCACGGUUGCUGGGCUUGGCAUCCCCGCUGCUUAUUCUAAUAAUAAACCACUCGGGACGAGGUCUGCUCUCGGCUCUGAUCGAUUGUCAAUUGACCAGUAUACCAUCAUGCAUGAUGAAGGGUUCAUCUGGUGAUGGUCUGCUGUCCAGAUAUCUGAUGCUUGGAGGAAACAAACAAUGGAUCCAAGACGGU
This is a messenger RNA of Aspergillus candidus, 1125 nucleotides long. RefSeq lists its product as uncharacterized. The coding region runs from base 252 to 836 and encodes 194 amino acids. The record is from RefSeq and is a predicted model, not a curated record. Lineage: Eukaryota; Fungi; Ascomycota; Eurotiomycetes; Eurotiales; Aspergillaceae. The transcript has 3 exons.